This is a messenger RNA of Etheostoma cragini (Arkansas darter), 1465 nucleotides long. Its product is annotated as C-C chemokine receptor type 6-like. The coding region runs from base 106 to 1230 and encodes 374 amino acids. The record is from RefSeq and is a predicted model, not a curated record. Gene Ontology annotation, cellular component: membrane. Lineage: Eukaryota; Metazoa; Chordata; Actinopteri; Perciformes; Percidae. Gene Ontology annotation, molecular function: chemokine receptor activity. Gene Ontology annotation, biological process: immune response; G protein-coupled receptor signaling pathway; chemotaxis. The transcript is spliced from 3 exons.
AGAACUGCUUCCUUCAAGCUGUAAACCAGUUUGACCAGGGACAUUUUUGUCAACAUAUGAUCACUGCCUUGCAUUUCUCCGCUGGCUUUCUCAAAGUGGAUAAAGAUGGGCAACUCAAGGGAGGAAAUAUUCUACCAAUUAGAUAACGACUACAACGACACUUAUGAUGACUAUUUUGAUUACUACGAAGAACCUUGUUCAUACCUGAACACGAACAGCAUUGAGCUGAUGGUCAUACCUUACGUUCACAUCAUCAUCUCCAUCCUGGGCUUUGUAGGGAACAGCCUGGUGAUCGUCACCUAUUCCUUCUACAAGAGUACCAAGUCCAUGACAGACGUCUACCUGCUGAACGUGGCCAUCGCAGACCUGCUGUUCGUGGUUUCGCUGCCUCUUAUCGUCUACAACCAGCUAUGGGCGUGGCCGAUGGGGGCGGUGGCCUGCAAGCUGCUGCGCGGCUCCUACAGCGUGAACCUGUACAGCGGCAUGCUGCUGCUGGCCUGCGUCAGCGCCGACCGCUACGUUGCCAUCGUCCAUGCCAGCCGCAACUUUAGACUGCGCUUGCUGCCUUACAGCCGUCUCAUCUGCGCCGUCAUCUGGGCCUCCGCCUUACUGCUGUCCGUCCCAACCUUCUACUUCUACAGCUGGUACCUGCCGUCCCAUAUCAUGGACGCCUUCAUGGAAGAGGAGGAGGGAAACCAGACCUCUGGGCCUCCACAGUACAUCUGCGAGCUCAGGUUUAUGGACACAACCACAGCGUUCAAUACCAAGAUGGCGGUCCCAAGCACCCAGCUGGUCUUUGGCUUCUUCAUACCGCUGCUUGUCAUGAUCUGCUGCUACACCGCCGUCAUCGGCACCUUGUGUAAAGCCAGAAACUUCCAGCGGCACAAGGCGAUGCGAGUGGUUCUGGCCGUGGUUGUGGUUUUCAUCGUCUGCCACCUGCCCUACAACAUCACACUGCUCUAUGACACCGCCAACAUGUUCAAGCUGCAGUCAUGUAAAGAGUCGGACAUCCUGCAGGCGGCCAAGACCGUGACGCAGACCGUCGCCUACCUGCACUGCUGCCUGAACCCGGUGUUGUACGCCUUCGUCGGGGUGAACUUCAGGAACCACUUCAGGAGUCUCUUCCAGGACAUGUGGUGUCUGGGGAAGAAAUCUAGAAAGUUACCUCCUAGACCCAAAGAUCCAGAAAGUUUCCUCCUAGACCCAAAGAUCCAGAAAGUUACCUCCUAGACCCAAAGAUCCAGAAAGUUUCCUCCUAGACCCAAAGACCCAGAAAGUUUCCUCCUAGACCCAAAGACCCAGAAAGUUACCUCCUAGACCCAAAGACCCAGAAAGUUUCCUCCUAGACCCAAAGACCCAGAAAGUUUCCUCCUACACCCAAAGAUCCAGAAAGCUACCUCCUAGACCCAAAGAUCCAGAAACUACCUCCUAGACCCAAAGAUCCAGAAAGCUACCUCCUAGACCC